AUGUUUGAUGAUACAGCCGAAGAUGCCUCAUCAAGUUGGGUGGAUACACCAGAUGCAUGUAUAUCAGGAUACAACAACAAAAAAAUAUACGAUAUCGAAUCUAUGAAAGAAUGCAAAAGGAAGUGUGAAUCAGAGACAGCAUUUGUAUGCCGGUCCGUUGAUUUCAAUCCAUCGAGAGAGAAUUGUUUUCUCUCAGAGGAAUACUCUGGGACACAAUCGAUAAGCUCACCAUGCCAAACUUCAAAUACUGUGUACUAUGCUGAGAGAUCUCUUACAGACCCUACUACGCCCCCAACUACACAGAAUGAUGGGACUACCGAGUCUACUAUCCAACCAACUACACAGAAUGAUGCGACUACCGAGCCUACUACCCAACCAACUACACAGAAUGAUGCUACCACUGAGCCUACUACGAAAUCAACUACACAAAGUGAUGCGACUACUGAGCGCACUACCCAACCAACUACACAGACUGAUGCUACUACUGAGCCUACUACUAGUCUGGAUGUAGAGCCAGUAGAGCAUUUCCACCUUCACUUAAAAUAUGGCACUUCACAUCCGGACUAUACCAAAUCAACUACACAAAGUGAUGCGACUACUGAGCGCACUACCCAACCAACUACAAACAAUUAUGUGACUACAACUGACCCUUCAACUGUCCUUAUAACAGUAGCAACUACUGAGCCAAGAACCUUUCCUACUGACCUUACACCUGUUCCUACAACUGUAGCGACACCUUGGCCAACAACCGUUCCUACAACACAAGACACUACUGUAGCAAUAACUGAGCUGACUACCCAUCCAGCUACACAUCCACUUUCACUAAGCUAUGCGAUCACUGAGCCUACUACACAACCAUCUACACAAAAUGAUGCGACUACCGAGCCUAAUACCCAACCAACUACACAAAAUGAUGGGACUACCGAGCCUACUACUCAACCAACUACACAGAACUAUACGACUACUUUGCCUACUACCAAACCAACUACACAAAAUAAUGCGACUACCGAUAGCGAGCCUACAACCCAACCAACUACACAGAAUGAUGCUACUACUGAGCUUACUACCCAACCAACUACCCAAGAUAUCUUUGUUGCACCUAAAAAUGGCCCACUAUUUAUAAACGAAAUCAUUAAAGCAAAGCUGGAAUCUGAAGUGUAUAAACCUCCUAAGAAGAAAGAGCUUGUGCCAGUUGAAGCAAAAUAUGCAGCAGUUGUUGGUGUGCCUCCCUGUAUGAUCAUUAUUAUUUCAGUUGGGCUAUUCAUUCUAUCUGAUUUGCCCACGAUAUUUAGGGACAUUGGGAGAGGUUACCCUGCUACGCCCCCCACUACACAAAAUGAUGUAACUACUGAGCACACUACCCAACCAACUACACAACAUGAUGCGACUACCGAGCCUACAACCCAACCAACUACACAAAAUGAUGCGACUACCGAGCCUACAACCCAACCAACUACACAAAAUGAUGCGACUACCGAGCCUACUACUCAACCAUCUACACAAAAUGUUGUGACUACUCAGCCUACUACCCAACCAACUACACAAAAUGAUGCGACUACCGAGCCUACUACCAAACCAACUACACAAAAUGAUGCGACUACCGAGCCUACUACCCAACAAACUACAAAAAAUGAUGUGACUACCGAGCCAACUACCCAACCAACUACACAAGAUAUCUUUGUUGCACCUAAGAACCGCCCAUUAUUUAUCAACGAAAUCAUAAAAGCAAAACUCGAGUCCGAAGUGUAUAAACCUCCUAAGAAGAAAGAGCUUGUACCAGUCGAAGCAAAAUAUGCAGCGGUUGUUGGUGUGCCUCCCUGUAUGAUCAUUAUUAUUUCCGUUGUGCUAUUUGUUCUAUCUGAUUUGCCCACAAUAUUUAGGGACAUUAGGAGAGGUUGUAGGUACACCAAAAGUUCUGUUCUGUUUUUGACUGGUAGGUAUCCGCAAGGACAGGCAUAG
Messenger RNA from Owenia fusiformis, 1959 nucleotides. NCBI's taxonomy places the organism in Eukaryota, Metazoa, Annelida, Polychaeta, Sabellida, Oweniidae. The record is from the annotation of a GenBank genome assembly.